This is a messenger RNA of Silurus meridionalis, 4762 nucleotides long. RefSeq names its product tyrosine-protein kinase JAK1-like. Gene Ontology annotation, cellular component: cytosol; membrane; cytoskeleton. The transcript has 24 exons. Gene Ontology annotation, biological process: hemopoiesis; intracellular signal transduction; cell surface receptor signaling pathway via JAK-STAT. Gene Ontology annotation, molecular function: ATP binding; cytokine receptor binding; non-membrane spanning protein tyrosine kinase activity. Lineage: Eukaryota; Metazoa; Chordata; Actinopteri; Siluriformes; Siluridae. The record is from RefSeq and is a predicted model, not a curated record. The coding region runs from base 204 to 3653 and encodes 1149 amino acids.
GGGUGUGGCUUCUCGUUGACGUCACGACCCGGAAGUCCCAAACGUACGUCGUUUACGAGAAACUCCGGGGCGAGUUAUUUGGAAGCUAGGCUAGGCUAACUGUGUGUUAUGGAGACUACGGACGGUACAGCGGGACGUGUCGCGUGUGUGUCUGUGUGAAGAAAAGCCUGUUCCGAGGUUCAGCGGAUGAACAUUCAGCACUGAUGGAAGUGGGUCGUCAGAUCCUGGGGAAGUUGCAGAGGAGAAGGAGGUCGCCGCAGACGUCAGCCAUGAUACUGCAGGGGCUGGAGGUGCAUUUUUACCUGGCGGACACGCAGCAGAUCAUCCACCUGAAGGGUCAGCACUUGGCCGAGCAGCUGUGCAUCGAAGCCGCCAAGAGGCUGGGUCUGUCUCCGCUAUGCAGCAGUCUGUUUGCUCUGUACAACGAAACGAGCAGGACGUGGUUUCCUCCUAAUUACGUGUUCCACGUAGACGAGACGACGAGACUCAGACUGCACUACCGCUUGAGGUUUUAUUUCACUAACUGGCACGGGACGAGUAAAGACACCCACGUGGUGGUGCGUCACAGCCUGAAGCGCACUCUGAACCAGGGGACGGCUCUCCUGGACGCGCCGUCCCUGACCUACCUGUACGCCCAGUGUCAGUACGAUUUCCAGAGCGGCUUCGCGGCGCUCCGCCGCUUCCACACCCAAGAAGAAGCGCAGCAAAUCGAGAACGAGUGUUUGGGAAUGGCAGUGAUAGCGAUUUCCCAUGAUGCCAUUGGGAAAAACCUGUCUGCGCGAGAACUGGCGAAGAAAUUCAAGUACAAGAACUACAUCCCACUUAGUCUGAACCACUCGAUCAGCCAGAGGAACCUGCUGACUCGCAUGCGCAUCUCCAUGAUCUUCAAGGUGUUCCUGGAGGAGUUCCACGACAAGACGAUUCUGAACAGCAGUGUCAGCAAGCACGACCUGAAGGUCAAGUACAUUUCCACGAUGGAGACUCUGACCACACACUUCGGCUCAGAGGUGUACGAGCCCUCGUCCGUCAGCAUCCAUGAGGAAGACCAGGUUCCCCCGGGUUCUGCGGGGAAGAGCGGGGGAGGGGACGGGGCUCGGCGACGCCUUCUCGUAUCAGGAACCUCCGGCAUUAUGUGGCAGACCGUCGCUCCUGAGCCGCCCAUGCCGAUCCUACAGAGGAAGAAAUCGAAGAGGAACAAGAGACAACACGGGGACGUGACGAAUGAAGCGCGAUGGACCACGUUCUCCGAUUUCCACGAGAUCACCUACAUCGUUAUCAAAGAGGCGGGGGUCACGGUAUACAGACAGGACAACAGGAGGAUGGAAGUGCACUUCUCUAGCCGUGAGGAGGCUCUGUCCUUCACCAGCCUGAUAGAUGGUUACUUCAGGCUCACUGUAGACGCGCAUCACUUCCUGUGCACAGAGGUCGCUCCCGUCUCCGUAGAAACCAACCUACGUGAGGGAUGUCACGGCCCAAUCAGCACUGAGUACGCAGUUCAUAAACUCAAACAGGAUGGUUACGAGGAGGGCAUGUUCAUCCUGCACUGGAGCUGCUCUCAGUACGACCACGUCCUGCUCACCGUCAUCUGCAAUGAGAGAGACUUUACAGGUGAAAUCAGCAAGUCCUUCAAGAACUUUCAGAUCGAGAGGACGGAGAGCGGAUUUCGUCUCUGUGGGACGGACCUAGAGAAGCCGACGCUGAGGGAGCUGACAGACCGGCUGUGUGGUCACUAUUUAAAUGCAGAAAACAUCAGCCUGAAGCUGGCACGAGGUUGUCCUCCUCAGCCUCGAGAGCUCUCGAAUCUCCUGAUGGUGACGAGGCCUGAGUCCGCCGCUUCACCCUCCCUGAAAAAACAGUUCUUCUUCCGCCGCAUCAACAAAGAGGACAUCGAACAGGCUCAGCACUUGGGAAAAGGAACUCGUACGAAUGUGUACUUGGGUUUACUGAGGCAGAGGAGCGAUGAGGACAAUCUGAUCAGCUUCAAUACUGAGGAUGUAAAUGUGGCCCUGAAGGUGAUCGGAGCAGGACUUAAAGAUGUUUCAUUUUUUUUUCAGAUCUUUUUGGAAACCGUGAGUCAGAUGCGUCAGAUCCAACACAAACACAUGGCACAUCUGUAUGGCAUCUGCAUGCACGGCAUGAACAUCAUCAUGGUGGAGGAGUUUGUGGAGCACGGACCCCUGGAUGUGUUCAUGCGCGCUCAUCACGCCGACCUCACGCCGUCCUGGAAGUUUCAAGUCGCCGAGCAACUCGCUAGCGUCCUCAGCUACCUGGAGGAUAAGAAGCUGGUCCAUGGUUAUGUGUGCACAAAGAACAUCCUGUUAGCGAAGGACGGUCUAGACGAAAUACAUGCUCCGUUUAUAAAGCUUAGCAACCCGGGAGUCUCGAUCACUACACUCAGCCGAGAAGAGUGUGUGGACAGGAUCCCAUGGAUUGCCCCGGAGUGUGUGAAGAACCCUAAAGUGCAGGAUGUGGCUGCAGAUAAGUGGGGCUUCGGGACCACACUGUGGGAGAUCUGCUACAAUGGAGAAGUUCCACUGAGGGACAAGAAAUGUGCUGAGAAAGAGCGGUUCUAUGAAGCCGAGGGCACGCUGGUGAUUCCUAACUGUAGCGAGCUGGCCGAACUCAUCACCCAGUGCAUGAACUACGACCCGAUGAAGAGACCGUUCUUCAGAGCCAUAGUGCGAGAACUGGACCGCAUUAAAGAGCAGAACCCGGCGAUGGUGUCAGGUAGUGUUCCUGUGCACGAGAUCGACCCCUCGCUGUUCGAGAGCAGGUUCCUCAAGAAAAUACGGGACCUGGGAGAGGGUCACUUCGGGAAGGUGGAACUGUGUCUGUACGACCCACUUGGAGAUCACAGCGGUCAGAUGGUGGCAGUAAAGUCACUGAAGUCUGAAAGUGAAGGACCAGAGAGCAGCAACCUGAGAAGGGAGAUCAACACCAUGAGAGACCUGUACCACAACAACAUCGUCAAAUACAAAGGCAUCUGUACUGAGGAGGGUGUGAGAACAAUUAAACUGAUCAUGGAGUAUCUUCCUGCUGGGAGCCUGAAGGAAUAUCUGCCCCGAAACAAAGCUCAGACGAAUCAAGAGCGCCUCCUGCUGUAUGCCAUCCAGAUCUGUCAGGGAAUGGACUACCUGGCCUCCCAGAACUACAUCCACAGAGACCUGGCGGCUCGUAACGUCCUGGUGGAGAGCGAGAUGUUGGUGAAGAUUGGAGACUUUGGCCUGACCAAGAGCAUCAAGGAUAAUGAGGAGUACUACACAGUCCGCGAGGAGCAGGACAGCCCCGUGUACUGGUACGCACCUGAGUGCCUGAUCCACCGCAAGUUCUACAAAGCCUCGGACGUCUGGUCGUUUGGAGUCACGCUGUAUGAACUCAUGACCUACUGCGACCGCAGGUUGAGUCCUCCAGAGAUGUUCCUGAACAUGAUUGGCCGAUCACAUGGACAGAUGACAAUGGCACGGCUGGUGAAGGCUCUGGAAGAAGGCUGGAGACUCCGCUGUCCUCCAUCAUGCCCAGAUAUAGUGUACACACAGAUGACGAGGUGCUGGGCUCGCGCACCGGAGGAACGAGUGGACUUCAAGAGUCUGAUCAAGGAGUUUGAGCGUCUUUUAACGAGCAGAGACGAUCUCAGCGUACUGUUCAGCUCCUAAAGAUCUCACGUUUUAAUCCUUUUCAUUCUUUUUUUACUUUUACAUCUCAACAAACUCUGAGCACUUAAACAGUCAGAACCUGGACACGUUCAGGAGCAUCAGAAGAAUGCUUGUAGAGAUGUUCUUCUAAUGUUCCAUGAAUAAUUCCACAAUCAUUUCCUAAUUAGAGCUUAGUGUUAUUCUUCUGCAGCAUCUUAAACAAAGAAUAAAUCAACUUUCAGUCUUUCUGGAGAUUAACUCAGUAAUCAGAGGAUGAGAAACCUCCAGAGCACUCCAGAACACAUGAUGUAGAUUUAGCCAAUCAGGGUGAAGAAAGAAGAAAGCCCCGCCCAUUUGUCACUUGCGGGUUGGGCAGAAUGAGACCGGGGUACAGAGAUUUCUCAUGUUUCCUCUCAUUGGCAGGAGGUAACCGCUGUUGUAAUGAGGUUUGUGUUCUCAGCAGGGGUGAGGUUCAGAUCUCAGAGAAGAGGCGGGAAAGUGAAACCGUUCCUCAGCAGGUCGAACGACUCGAACGGUGACUCCGCCCACAAUUUCAGACUUUUAACUCAAAGCUGCACAAAAUCCACUUUUAUCAGCUUUUCUUUUUCAAAUCACGCAAAAUAGAAAGAGCCCACGUGAAUAAAAACAAUCAUCCUGUUCCUGUUAAAGUCCUGCACGUCCAAGCGCCUGGUUCCUGCACGUCCUCACAGGCGUCACGUGAAAUCACACCACUAGAAAAUGUCCUGAUUGAUGAGUUAUAAGUGAAAAACUUCAGGAUAAAAAAAGAGUCACAGUUGCGAGUGUGAUUUUUACUCCCAUAUCAUGACCGAGCCUCCAACCCCACGUCCACAUGUCCACACGUCCCCAUGUCCUAACGUCCUCACGUCCCCUCGCCUUUUAUCCUUUUUUAAAUGUAUUUUUUACGUUCUAUGUAGAGCUGAUAAAUAUACACACACACACGCACGCAUUGUGUUACUUUCUGCAGUUUGCACAGAUUAGGAUCGUCACUGAGCAGGAGAACCUGAGAAACCUGAACGUUCUCCAUAAUCAAAACGUCUCGGUUUGCUGCUUUCUUUAUUGACAUUUCUGUCAAAUUGAUUCAGAACCUUAUUAAAACUUUCUUUAUUGUA